AUGAAUAAGGAUGAGGUAUCCUCUGGCCGUGGUGGCUUGAAUGGUUUUUACUCUUACAAAAAUACGUUCGAUGAGGACAGCGUAUGGCUGGAAAUCCCAAAAGAAGUAAUUUUCGUGGAUAACUCGGAUCCCGACCUCGAGGAACUCGAAGCAUCCUUGCUGGCUGCGGAUUCUGAUAUAGAUGGGCAUCACACCAAUGGCUGGGGCCAUGAGUUCCCAUUAAUAGAUCAGGACAGCCAUGGUCUGAGUUCUCUGUCAAAUGCUGCAACGCAAAGUCAUUAUACAUUUCAUGAUUCCGUCGGAACACCGACAACUGAUAAUAGCAGGAUCUCUUUAAGUCAUUCGAAUCUACCUGCACCAGCACCAACGACGAUUUCCUCGCCAAAUAAGUCGCGCGGCGUAAUGCCUCCUCCCGCAUCGCCAUCAGUGUCGAUUACAUCAUCUAACAAUAAUAUUAACUUUCUACUCAAUCCUUCAAGUUCGAUGUCUCCCCCGAUUGAAUCGAGGUUAACGACGCCAUUGGGAGUCAGAGAUCCGUCAUAUACGCCCAAUGCCACUACAUUAUCCAGAAAUACAACAAUCCACUCAAGAUCGGAGCCAAAGGUGGAAAGUAGUCAUGAAGUUGCCUUUCUCUUGAGACAUUUUGCAGAAGGCCCUGGAUACUGGAUGGAUCUUUUUGACAUUGAAAUAUAUUUUUCGUCUCUGGUGCCAGUCAAAGCUCUCUCAAAUCCGCUGUUGAAGUACGCAGCAUGCGCCUAUGCAGCUAAACAGCUAAGCCGGGUACAAGGUUCAAAGCCUGUCAUGGGUGGCAGAUGCUCGAAACAAGCAUCGAUUGAACUAUGGCCAGACGCCGAGAAAGUUGACUGGGAGUGGUAUGGUGCAAAGUACUAUGACAAAGCUAUCCAGCUUUUGAUGAAAGAACUACAGCAUGAUGCAGAAGGACCAGCUCCACUAAGCACGUUAGAGGCUUUUGGUCAAUGGGAAGCGACCGAGUUAAGCAAGGGCGGCGAGCCUGCACGUAAGCGACGUAGGCGUUCUUCCAACAGCCGUUUUUCUAGCAGUCACUCUGAUGAAGUGCUGGCGGCAACGGCUAUUCUUUCGGUCUAUGAAUUUCUAGACGCCACGGGCUCCGCCUGGAACCGUCAUUUGAGUGGUGUCAAGUCCCUUCUGGAUAUCGCCGAAGUCGGUAUGAUGCCGCUUGAACAGGAAAAAUCCCCUGGAGGAAGUGCCAUUCCACGAAAAGGCCCAGAGCGUAGCCUGCGAACGGCUACGUUUUGGAACUUUGCUCGCCAAGAUUAUCUAGCUGCUUGCAAGUACCACUUCAUUAUCAACGAGUGUCAAACACGGUUAAACCCGGAGGACCUGUUAUUAUGGACAGAAGCUGGUCUGCAAGUCGACAGUCACGGUUUUGUUCGCCCGAGCAACACCGACGAAGAGAGUAUUAUGCGAGAAGACAUGAUAUCAAACGCUCUUAUUUGGCUGUUAUCGAAGAUUGUCAAUUUCAUCGGCGCCGGUGACCAGAUCCAUUUAACUCCGACUGGCAACCCAGCCGAACAGGGACCUAUUGGAGUUUCACAAAACACAUUACUUGAGCGAUGGUAUCAGUUGCACCUUGAGCUUGAUGCUUGGUACAACGGACUACCCGAUACAUUCAAGCCAUGUGCUAGACUUGAGCCUACACGAAUUCCACACCAAUUAUUGAGCGAUACAGAACACGCUCCCCCGUUUCCUGAGAUUUGGUAUAGCAUGCCGAUGUGCGCAUCUACAAUGCAGCACUACCACAUGGCUCGAAUUUUGUUGCUUAUCAACAAACCUCACGAAUCUACUGCUCGUCGAACGACUGUCACAGAUAGACUCCGAUCAUACCGUUCAAUUGAAAGCGAAGUUCGCUUCCACAGUCGUGAAAUCUGCAGUAUUUCAAUGUCUCGAAUGGAUGCAUCUGCGAGGAUUCAUUCGUUACAGCCUCUUUUUGUUAGUGGACAGUGUUUAACGGAGUUGAGCGAGCGACAGACAAUUGUCGAACUUCUCAGGAGCAUUGAAGCUGAUACCGGUUGGGCCACGGAGUAUCGAGUGAAGCAGCUUCUUCGUGAGUGGGGUUGGGAUGAAGCCAAUACUGUUUAA
Talaromyces proteolyticus is the source of this 2121-nucleotide messenger RNA. RefSeq lists its product as uncharacterized. Gene Ontology annotation, molecular function: DNA-binding transcription factor activity; transcription cis-regulatory region binding. The transcript is spliced from 4 exons. Bases 1 to 2121 code for a protein of 706 amino acids. The record is from RefSeq and is a predicted model, not a curated record. Gene Ontology annotation, cellular component: nucleus. Gene Ontology annotation, biological process: positive regulation of transcription by RNA polymerase II. Lineage: Eukaryota; Fungi; Ascomycota; Eurotiomycetes; Eurotiales; Trichocomaceae.